UUCCUGCUCACUACUGCGCAGGACUGGUCCCGAAAUCGCUACUGCGCAGACUCAAGACCCAAGAUGUCAGCGCCGUAUCGGGAAACUGGCGGGUUCACUUUUCACCAAUUCCAGCCUGGUUGGCUUUCAAAGAUGGGAGAUGUAGCAGAAAUCCACAUAACACCGGAAACUCCGGGAAGACCAGCUAUUUUAAAUCCGUUUGAGAGCCCAAACGACUAUCACCGCCUGCAUGAACCUCUUGUUCCCAGCCCGUCUGUGUUCAAAAGAUCCAGGAGUUCAUUAGCAACACCAGCAAAGUUUAAGUGGUCCAUUGAUGAAAUGGCAAAUUUACUUCCAGUGGAAAUAGACCCAGAGGAUAUUCACCGGCAGACUGUUUUUCUAAGCCAAGCCAGGUCAGAUGCUGAAAUUGAGGAAAAACGACAGAAUGCCAUUGAACAGUUUUUUACUAAAGGUGUCAUUGUUCCUUCACCAUGGGGACCCCCAACAGCUAAACAGUCAUUGCAAUAUCAUAAAAGUAAACACUACAGGACAGAGGAGUUAACAGAGCAGGUGCAAGAAAGCCUUAGCUCCUCUUCUUUGCGGCGAAAGUUGUUUCUUGAUGGCCUCGACAGCGGCUCUGAAUCAUCUACACCUUCUAGCCCAGACAGGAAUUCCCACAAUGUUCCUUCCAGAAAUCAAGAGAUGAUGUCUUCAGUUAUUGUCUCUCCGCUUCAGAGUGGCAUUUCAACAGGGACACCCUUGUCUGGCCAGUUUUCAUCCAGUCCUAUUCAAGGCCUGUGUCGAGCAUAUAGUCUGGGCAGUGGUGCUAGUCCCAUGUUUUCAGAGAGGUCAUCACCUGCUUUCAAGUCUCCUAUUCUUUCUCCUAUCAUACUUAACCUUCAGCAUUCUGUGACACCUUUAUCAGGUGAAAGGAAAAAGUUAUCGUUUCUGUCCCCCGUAAAUGGUCCUAUGGGAAGCUCAGAUCUGAAUAUAAAUCAGUGUGGAGAAAGCCCAUACGUGGAAGGCUGUUCUCCUAUUCGCAGCUGCUCCCCCCUUCAAUCUCAACGUAGAAACGGAGGCUGCAUGUGGGCCUCACCUACCCUUAUUUCUCCUAUCCUCCACCCAACCCUACAGGACAAGCAGAAUGUCCAUCCUAAUGAAGCUUUGCCUACAUCUUUGGACCUAGACAUCAGUUUAGCAGGGCAUCAUGAUUACAGAAAAGGGCUUCAAGCUUUGGUGAGUGAGUGUAACACUUCUCUGGCUGUCUCAGUGCAUAUGGAUCAAGAUGAGCUGGUGGUAAAGAAAAUUGGAGCAAUUUUUGAGAUUGAUAGGAAAAGUGAAGAUGAGGAGGAUAUAAACAGUAGAAGUGGAGAGGAUUUCUGUGGGUGGAUUCCUGAAGAGGAAACUGCAUCACCAGUCAGACUGACCAGCUCUCGGAGAGGCAACAUGCCUAAUGCUGAGAGCACGCAUAUGUUUGUAUCCCUGCUAGCAGAAGGGAACGUCUCACCAUAUGACGUUAGCAUGCAGGUGGAUAGUGGUUAUAACUCUCAUUCAGUGUGCACCACCAGCUUAAUGGACACCCUCAGUUCAGACAGCCAGAGUAAGGAAAUUCUGAACACGCACACUGCUGACGAAGGUCUAUUUUACCCUAGAUACACUAAACCAAAGUUCUUUCCACCGCAGUGAGCAUGAAGUACAAAUCAGGACUUUGCACAUUUUUUAUCCUACUCCAACUCUGGGAAGACAUGUAAAAUACAUCAAUCAAGCUGUAAAAUACUCAUCAUCUCAGAGGAAGUUUUUGAAAAUAGUAGUAUUCUUGUGUUGGAGCAUUGUUUAAGUUUUUUUGUUAUAUAUAAUUGAACUAUUUAGAGAAUUAUGUAU
This is a messenger RNA of Paramisgurnus dabryanus, 1860 nucleotides long. It is a transcript of the gene bora, whose product is annotated as bora aurora kinase A activator. The record is from RefSeq and is a predicted model, not a curated record. NCBI's taxonomy places the organism in Eukaryota, Metazoa, Chordata, Actinopteri, Cypriniformes, Cobitidae. Gene Ontology annotation, biological process: activation of protein kinase activity; regulation of mitotic spindle organization; regulation of mitotic nuclear division. Gene Ontology annotation, molecular function: protein kinase binding. Gene Ontology annotation, cellular component: nucleus; cytoplasm.